Molecule: messenger RNA, 1731 nt
Organism: Haliotis rubra (blacklip abalone)
Lineage: Eukaryota; Metazoa; Mollusca; Gastropoda; Lepetellida; Haliotidae
Molecular function (GO): protein binding
Source: RefSeq, a predicted model, not a curated record
GCAGAAAGGAAGCGCCAAGAUGAGACUCAAACAGAAAGAUGGGGAGGGUUGCCUCGAUAAAGUAGAGAUAAAAAGAUUGUGGGAACUGAAUUGUAAAGAGAGUUUCAACGUCAUAUGUGUUGGCAGUCUCUUCAGACAGAAUGGCAUGGCCGUGGUCACAGGCGGAGAGGAUGCGAUUGUGCGCUGUUACAACCUAACACCAUCCGGAAGUCUGGCUGCCCAGGUCCCACAGGUUACGUUGGAGACCAAGAGUGGCCCCAUUCAGACCAUGGUUAUUCAUGACAUGACCAAGUUCUAUAACAAUGAUCUGAUCGUGGCUGACUCCCUGGGCAGCCUGACUGUCAUAUGUAACCAACAGAUCCUUAGUCGGCAGAACGUCUCCCCCUGCAGCAUCAACACCCUCCAGGUAUACCACGACACAGCAGGGACAUCGUCAGUCGUCAUGUGUAAUGACUCAGGGCUGGUGUCAGCAGUGCUGCCCUCUAGUGAGCAGUGGAGGGUUGAUCUCAACAGCAGUCAAAGUGUCCCUGUGAGUUCAGUCUCCCAUCUGGUAGUGACAUCUCUACUGACAGCGGAGCUGGUCGACCAGCAUGGCCGGGAGUGCAACUAUGUCCUGGUAGCUGACAAUGCUGGUCACAUCUUCAUCCUCAACCAGGGCGUGGUCGUCAUGGUGCUCACUGCACCAGCACCAGUCACCGCGAUGUGUAAAGGUCGCUUUGUGGCAGCAGACAAGUUGGAUCUCUCAUCCCCUGGGAAAGAUGCUCCUCCCCUUCCAGCAGUCACCUCCAAACACUGCCACCAGGUGGCUCUAGGAACACAAACAGGAGCCAUCUAUCUCCUCCACAGUUUUACUAUAACUGUGGAUGAAUUUGCCAAUGCACAGAGUAAGGUGAGCAACAUGACCACACUGAAUCGUCCAGAUUCCGACACGGACAUCCUGCUGUGCUGUGGGCAGUUCAACCACCUCAAUGCCUACCAUGAUGGCCAGCUGGUGGCUGAGUUCCCAACACCCGACUGGAUCCACACCCUGGCUGUGGCAGACAUUGACAGUGAUGGAGUUCCAGAGGCAGUAGUUGGUUGUCUAGAUCACUCCAUGCAUGCGAUCAAAAUACUAACUUGAUGCUGGGCAGUGAUGUACUGCCAUCUGGGACGAUAAUGUAAGGCAAACGUUGUGACAUAAACAUGCCCAAAGAGGAUCAGUAGAAGAAGUUUACUGUCGUCACAGUGACAAGGAAAGAACAAUGUCUGAAAGUAUGGUGGCCAAGUACGGUUGAUGUGAAGCAAUCCUGCUGACGCGAACGAAUGACAUCAUGCGAGAGAGUUGCGUGUAAUAUAUAUGUAGGACUGACACCUUGCCUCAUGGAGAGAGAUCUGGGGAACCGCAUUCCAUGUCUGAGGACGGAUACAUUCAAGUUGCUAGAUUGGGAAGCCAUAAUCAAUGUUGUUCCCUUUCAUCCAGUGAUUGUCAACUGUGCAGGGAUCUUGCAGGCUGGGGCUACACAUGAACAUUGUCAACUGAGCAGGGAUCUUGCAGGCUGGGGCUACACAUGAACAUUGUCAACUGAGCAGGCAUCUUGCAGGCUGGGGCUACACAUGAACAUUGUCAACUGAGCAGGGAUCUUGCAGGCUGGGGCUACACAUGAACAUUGUCAACUGUGCAGGGAUCUUGCAGGCUGGGGCUACACAUGAACAUUGUCAACUGAGCAGGGAUCUUGCAGGCUGGGGCUACAC